Candoia aspera is the source of this 2767-nucleotide messenger RNA. RefSeq names its product eukaryotic translation elongation factor 2 (gene EEF2). Gene Ontology annotation, cellular component: cytosol; ribonucleoprotein complex. Gene Ontology annotation, biological process: translational elongation. The record is from RefSeq and is a predicted model, not a curated record. Gene Ontology annotation, molecular function: GTPase activity; translation elongation factor activity; GTP binding. Bases 135 to 2711 code for a protein of 858 amino acids. The transcript is spliced from 15 exons. NCBI's taxonomy places the organism in Eukaryota, Metazoa, Chordata, Lepidosauria, Squamata, Candoiidae.
GACGUCAGCGUCCUCUUCCGCCCGCUCGGCCCCUGCCAACGAGACAGGGCAGCCCGAGCCGCCGCCAUUGUUGCCGGUCUUUUUUUCCCUUCUUCCCCCGCGCCCCUGCGGAGAAUCCGACGCCAUCCGCCAACAUGGUGAACUUCACAGUAGACCAGAUCCGGGCCAUCAUGGACAAGAAGGCCAAUAUCCGGAACAUGUCAGUGAUUGCCCACGUGGACCAUGGGAAAUCCACCCUGACUGACUCGCUGGUAUGCAAAGCUGGAAUUAUCGCCUCGGCCCGGGCCGGUGAGACUCGCUUCACUGACACCAGGAAAGACGAACAGGAGAGGUGCAUCACCAUCAAGUCGACGGCCAUUUCCCUCUUCUACGAGCUUUCAGAGAACGACUUGGCCUUCAUCAAACAAAGCAAAGAUGGCUGUGGGUUCCUGAUCAACUUGAUUGAUUCCCCUGGCCACGUGGAUUUUUCUUCAGAAGUUACAGCUGCCCUGCGUGUCACCGAUGGUGCCUUGGUUGUUGUGGAUUGUGUUUCUGGGGUGUGCGUCCAGACAGAGACCGUUCUGCGCCAGGCCAUCGCCGAGAGGAUCAAGCCGGUCCUGAUGAUGAACAAGAUGGACCGGGCUCUGCUGGAGCUGCAGCUGAAGCCUGAGGAGCUGUACCAGACUUUCCAGCGCAUCGUGGAGAACGUCAACGUGAUCAUCUCCACGUACGGGGAGGGUGAGAGUGGCCCUAUGGGCAAUAUCAUGAUCGAUCCAGUCCUUGGCACUGUUGGGUUUGGUUCCGGCUUGCAUGGCUGGGCUUUCACACUGAAGCAGUUUGCUGAGAUGUACGUGGCCAAGUUUGCAGCCAAAGGUGAAGGGCAGCUGAACUCCACUGAACGUGCCAAAAAGGUGGAGGACAUGAUGAAGAAGCUCUGGGGUGACAGAUACUUUGACCCAGCGACCGGCAAGUUCAGCAAAUCUUCCACCAGCCCAGAUGGAAAGAAACUGCCCAGGACGUUCUGCCAGCUGAUUCUAGACCCCAUCUUCAAGGUAUUUGACGCAAUCAUGAACUUCAAGAAGGAGGAAACGGCCAAACUGAUCGAGAAACUGGACAUUAAGCUGGACAGCGAGGACAAGGGCAAAGAAGGCAAGCCUCUGCUGAAGGCUGUGAUGAGGCGCUGGCUCCCUGCUGGGGAAGCCUUGCUGCAGAUGAUCACCAUCCACCUGCCUUCUCCCGUCACUGCUCAGAAGUACCGCUGUGAACUGCUCUAUGAAGGGCCCCCUGAUGAUGAGGCUGCCAUGGGCAUUAAGAAUUGUGACCCGAAGGGUCCCCUGAUGAUGUACAUCUCCAAGAUGGUACCGACCUCUGACAAAGGCCGCUUCUACGCCUUUGGCCGGGUGUUCUCCGGGGUUGUGUCCACCGGCCUCAAAUGCAGAAUCAUGGGACCAAACUACACACCAGGCAAGAAGGAAGACCUCUACCUGAAGCCAAUCCAGAGAACCAUUCUCAUGAUGGGCCGCUACGUGGAACCCAUUGAAGAUGUGCCUUGUGGGAAUAUUGUGGGGCUGGUUGGUGUGGACCAGUUCCUGGUCAAGACAGGAACCAUCACCACCUUUGAACAUGCCCACAACAUGCGUAUCAUGAAGUUCAGCGUCAGCCCUGUCGUGCGUGUCGCCGUGGAAGCCAAGAACCCAGCGGAUCUGCCCAAACUCGUUGAGGGCCUGAAGAGGCUGGCCAAGUCUGACCCCAUGGUGCAGUGCAUCAUUGAGGAAUCUGGAGAGCACAUCAUAGCUGGAGCUGGAGAACUGCACUUGGAGAUCUGCCUGAAGGAUCUGGAGGAGGACCAUGCCUGCAUUCCCAUUAAGAAAUCCGACCCAGUCGUGUCUUACCGGGAGACUGUUAGCGAGGAGUCAGGGGUGUUGUGCCUUUCUAAGUCGCCCAACAAACACAACCGCCUGUACAUGAAAGCCCGCCCCUUCCCAGACGGCCUGGCUGAAGACAUUGACAAGGGUGAGGUCUCAGCCCGCCAGGAGCUGAAGCAGCGGGCCCGUUACCUGGCAGAGAAGUACGAGUGGGACGUGGCUGAAGCCCGCAAGAUCUGGUGCUUCGGCCCGGAUGGAACCGGCCCCAACAUCCUGACAGAUAUCACCAAGGGGGUACAGUACCUCAACGAGAUCAAGGACAGCGUUGUGGCUGGCUUCCAGUGGGCCACAAAGGAGGGGGCCCUCUGCGAGGAGAACCUGCGGGGAGUCCGCUUUGAUGUGCACGACGUCACCCUGCAUGCUGACGCCAUCCACCGUGGGGGCGGCCAAAUCAUUCCCACGGCCCGGCGGUGCCUCUAUGCCUGCGUGCUGACGGCUCAGCCCCGCCUCAUGGAGCCAAUCUAUCUGGUGGAGAUCCAGUGCCCUGAGCAAGUAGUGGGUGGCAUUUACAGCGUGCUGAACAGGAAACGGGGUCACGUCUUCGAAGAGUCCCAGGUUGCUGGAACCCCCAUGUUCGUGGUCAAGGCCUACCUGCCUGUGAAUGAAUCUUUUGGUUUCACAGCUGACUUGAGAUCCAACACAGGGGGCCAAGCCUUCCCACAGUGCGUGUUCGACCACUGGCAGAUUCUCCCCGGGGACCCCUUUGACAGCGCCACCCGGCCUUCUCAAGUCGUCAGCGAGACGCGCAAACGCAAAGGGCUGAAAGAGGGCAUCCCCGCACUAGAUAACUUCCUGGAUAAAUUGUAAACAAAACAAAUGAAAUAUAUAACACCAGAUCUAAAAGAAUAAAUUUUAAAAAUUGC